AUGAGAAAUAUACUUUAUGUAGAAAAAAUUACUAAAUGGAAGAUCAUCCCCUAUCUUAUCAAAUAACCAUCAUUUACGAUGCCAUAAAAUAUAGAAAUUAAUAAUAAAGGAAUAUUAUAACUUUAAUAAAUGAUCCAAUAACAACAAGAAUAAACUCAUACAAAUGAAGACCUAACAAAAUCAGAAUAUAUUAAUACGACUAAGACUCAAUAUAAAAGAUAUUUUACUUCCCUAAAAUUAAAAUAAUAAGAUAGUUUGAUUUCUUGA
This is a messenger RNA of Paramecium primaurelia, 267 nucleotides long. NCBI's taxonomy places the organism in Eukaryota, Ciliophora, Oligohymenophorea, Peniculida, Parameciidae. The record is from the annotation of a GenBank genome assembly.